Molecule: messenger RNA, 970 nt
Organism: Dissoconium aciculare CBS 342.82
Lineage: Eukaryota; Fungi; Ascomycota; Dothideomycetes; Mycosphaerellales; Dissoconiaceae
Exons: 1
Coding region: 160-921 (253 amino acids)
Source: RefSeq, a predicted model, not a curated record
AGAUAGAGCUCAAAAGGUUCAUUCAACUUCACCUGCGCCCCUUGCAUGUCUACUCUGGGAUUUUCACAUGUGACGCACAAAACAAAUUAACCACGACUGCUACUCCACAACAACAAAAACCUCCUAAUAAUAUUAACCAAGAGAUACCAGACAAAAGCCAUGCUUAGAGAUCUCUCCUUGGCGGGCAACAAUAGUUUCGCCGAAGAAGACGAAGAAAAUAGCAACAACCUCAUUCCAAUGGGUGCCCAUCCCACUGACGAUGUCUUGCACGUCGACCGUCUCGACGACAUCUUCGGCUCGGCGCCCUCCUCCCCGGCGCUCCGACCGUCAACGCCACCCACCGGCUUGGGAUCGCAACCUUCCGCGCGCGAUACCAUCAACCACAAUCGUGCCACCAACACAAGCUCCAAUGCAGGCGGCGGCGCAACAGCGGAGGCACCCUCGGACAUUCCGCGCCUCCGCAGCGUCCACGUGACGAGCGGAUAUCGCGAGGGCAUCGCCGUCAGCAAGGAGAAAUAUCUCCAGGAAGGCUUCGAUGAAGGGUAUAGUCUAGGCGGAGAGAUCGGGCGGGAAGCGGGACGUGUGAUUGGAGUUCUGGAGGGUUUGCUCCAUCGUCGUAGUUCGCAAGUUGAGGUGAUGAAGGAGAGUGCUGUCGGUGGCAAGGACGACGGUGGAGGUGCUGAUACCGAUGUUGUGGAACUGUUGCGAUCGGCCAGGGAGGAGUUGAGUCUCUCCCGCUUGUUUUCUCCCGAGUUUUUCGGCGAGGAUGGCGUUUGGGUAUUUCCUGUCGUCGGGGAGGAUACCGCGGAUGAGGGGCCGUUGCAGGUGACCUUUGCCGAUGUUGCGGUUGCGCAUCCGAUCGUUCGGAAAUGGAGGACGGUCGUCUCAGAGUUGCUUGCUCGUCGGGAAAUCGAGGUUUGAUUUUAUUCCGGGUGUUCUUUCUGAUACAGCACUGGCAUGUGAAAAAAUG